Pseudonaja textilis is the source of this 1067-nucleotide messenger RNA. It is a transcript of the gene RLBP1, whose product is annotated as retinaldehyde binding protein 1. Gene Ontology annotation, molecular function: phosphatidylinositol bisphosphate binding. Gene Ontology annotation, cellular component: membrane. NCBI's taxonomy places the organism in Eukaryota, Metazoa, Chordata, Lepidosauria, Squamata, Elapidae. The record is from RefSeq and is a predicted model, not a curated record.
AUGACAGCAAUGACUGGCACCUUCAGGCCUCUUUCUGAAGAGGAGCAGGCUUUGCGGACUAAACUUGAGCGACUGAGCACCAGUGACCAUGGUCCUGUGUUUGGGAAGCAUGAGAAGAUCCCCGCACACACACUGCAGAAGGCUAAAGAUGAAUUGAACGAGACCUCAGAGAAACGUGAAUUAGCAAUCAAAGAGCUUCAGGAGCUUAUCCAGGAGAAAGCUAAAGAUGGAGACGACAUUUGCAAAGCGGUUUCUGAGAAAAUGCAGGGGAAGGAUGAAGCUUUCCUCCUUCGUUUCAUACGUGCCCGCAAGUUUGAUAUCAACAGAGCUUAUGAUUUGAUUAAAGGUUACGUCAACUUCCGUCAGCAGUAUCCAGAACUCUUUGAAAAUCUGGUACCUGAGGCAGUACGGAGUACCAUUGAGGCUGGCUACCCUGGCAUUUUGUGCAACAGGGAUAAAUACGGUCGGGUCGUACUGCUGUUCAACAUAGAGAACUGGGAUUAUGAAGAGAUCACAUUUGAUGAGAUCCUCCGUGCCUACUGCGUGAUCUUGGAGAAGUUGCUAGAGAACGAGGAAACUCAAAUCAAUGGCUUCUGUAUCGUUGAAAACUUCAAAGGAUUCACCAUGCAGCAAGCCUACGGUAUCAAGCCUUCUGAAUUGAAAAAAAUGGUGGACAUGCUACAGGAUUCCUUUCCAGCUCGAUUCAAGGCCAUUCAUUUCAUUCACCAGCCUUGGUAUUUCACCACCACCUACAAUGUUGUCAAACCAUUCCUGAAGAACAAGCUUCUGGAAAGGGUCUUUGUGCAUGGGGAUGAACUUGCCACCUUCUUUCAAGAGAUAGAUGCUGACAUCUUGCCAGCCGACUUUGGAGGCAACCUGCCCCGAUACAACGGCAAAAUGGUCGCCGAGAAGCUUUUCGGGGUCUGGAUGGACACAGAAGACACAACACUCUAAAAAUGAACAGCCUGAGAUGGAAGAUCAGCCUCAGCCUUCCUUUGAAAUGCAGUGCAGGCAGUUCUCAACGUAGAACCCAGAUUAGGACCAGAAUUUAAGACAGGUGUUGUUAA